Salvia hispanica is the source of this 1765-nucleotide messenger RNA. RefSeq names its product berberine bridge enzyme-like 21. The record is from RefSeq and is a predicted model, not a curated record. Gene Ontology annotation, molecular function: oxidoreductase activity; FAD binding. Lineage: Eukaryota; Viridiplantae; Streptophyta; Magnoliopsida; Lamiales; Lamiaceae.
ACCACAUCAAAAAUGAAGAGAUUUUUCUUCUUCCUAAAUUUCAUUUUCGUCUGCACCUCCGCUCAAGAUGUCUACGACCCGUUUGUCAAGUGCCUCUCCGACGCCAAAAUCCCCAAAGCCGAAAUCGAAAAAAUAGCAUACUCCCCAAACAGCCCCUCCUUCCCAACAGUCCUCCAAGCCUACAUCCGAAACCGCCGCUUCAACGUCUCCACCACCCGCAAACCAAGCAUCAUCGUCACUCCCACAACGGAGCCCCAAAUCAGCGCCGCCGUCGUCUGCGCCAAGACGCUCUCCAUCCAGAUCAAAAUCCGCAGCGGCGGCCACGACUACGAGGGCAUCUCCUACGUCUCCGCCGCCGCCUCGCCCUUCCUCAUCCUCGACAUGUUCGCCUUCCGCUCCAUCGCCGUCGACGUCGCCGACGAGUCCGCCUGGGUCGGCGCCGGCGCCUACCUCGGCGAGCUCUACUACCGCAUCUCCGAAAAGAGCAAGCUCCACGCCUUCCCCGCCGGCAUCUGCCCCACCGUCGGCGUCGGCGGCCACGUCAGCGGCGCCGGCUACGGCAACCUGCUGCGCAAGCACGGCCUCACCGUCGACCACGUGGUCGACGCGAGGAUCGCCGUCGCCGACGGACGGAUCCUCGACCGAAAAUCAAUGGGCGAGGAUCUGUUCUGGGCCAUCCGCGGCGGGGGCGGGGCCAGCUUUGGAGUAAUCAUAUCUUUUAAAAUUAAACUGGUCCCCGUCCCCGCCGCAGUAACUGUUUUCCGUCUCGAGAAAUAUGAGACGGACAACAGAACAGAUUCCGUUUUCCAAUACCAACAGAUCGUCGACAAAAUCGACGACCGUCUCUUCAUCAGAGUUCUCCUCCAGCCGGUAACACGUAACAAGAAUAAAAGCGUCCGCGCCACCUUCAUCGGGCUCUUCCUCGGCGGCGCCGAUGAGCUCCUCCCAAUCACAAAUUCCCAAUUCCCGAAAUUAGGGCUCGAAAAAUCGGAUUGCAAAGAAAUGACGUGGAUUGAAUCAGUCCUAUUCUGGGGCAAUUUCGACAACAAAACAUCUCCGUCCGUGCUGCUGAACAGAAAGCCGGACAAAAUCAACUUCCUGAAACGGAAAUCGGAUUACGUGAAAACCCCGAUUUCCGUUUCAGAUUUGGAAACAAUCUUCAAAAAAAUGGUGGAAAUUGGGAAAGUGGGGCUUGUGUUCAACUCCUACGGCGGGAGGAUGGCGGAGAUCCCGGCGUCCGAAACGCCGUUUCCUCACCGCGCCGGGAAUCUGUUCAAGGUCCAGUAUUCGGUGAGCUGGGAGGACGAGGGGGAGGCGGCGGACAAGGACUACAUCGAGCAGAUAAGGGCGCUGUACAGUUUCAUGGAGCCGUACGUUUCGAGUAAUCCGAGGGAGGCUUACUUGAACUACAGAGAUUUGGACAUUGGAACCACCGACAACGGUAAGGACAGUUACAGUGACGGAAAAGUCUACGGCGUGAAGUAUUUCAAGGGGAAUUUUGAUAGGCUGGUGAAAGUGAAGACGGCGGUUGACCCCGACAACUUUUUCAGGAAUGAGCAGAGUAUUCCGGUUUUGCCCUCGGCUGGAGGGAGGAAAUCCGGGAAAUAGAGGGGUAAAAUUGGAAGAGCAGGUUAUACAGUUAUUGGUGAUUUGGUGUUCUAUUUUACAGUUGAUAUGGUGCAAUUCGUUAUAGAAUUUUUUUGUACUUUCUAUACAUUGUACUUUUAAAAGCUUUAAAAAUGAAAUGAAAUUAAAUUAAAUUAAA